AUGGUUGCGGGAUUUAACAUGUAACAUUCAGCUAUUGUAAGGUUUAGGAUUUUACAUACUUAAUGAAAAACUGAAUGUCUUAUAAUUAAUAUUCAAUCUAUUCACAGGGAAUGGAUCAUACAUAUAGUGAAUAAAUAGCUUUUCAAUAGCAGAACAAUUCACAUUAUCUAUUUCAAAAUGGCAACUUCUAUAGGUUCAGUUCAUAACAGUUCAGAUUUAGUGAAGGACUAUGUUUGUGAUGCUUGCGAAAGUAAAAAUAUUCAAGGAAUUGCUGAUUAUUUCUGUGCAAUAUGUUUGAAGUUUUUUUGCGGAAAGUGCAUUUAUCAACACGAUCAGUUAUAUGCAAAUCAUUCAAAGUAUGGAAGAGAAGAAACAAAUAAAUGGCCUCUCACAAAGGCAGUGGAGGAUUUGCUUCUUAAAUGUAAUGUCCACAAAGACAACAAACUGAAAAUGUUCUGCCAGGAUCACAGUCAGCUGUGUUGCACUGAUUGUGCUUUUCUGAACCACAGACAGUGCACUGAUGUAGCACUAAUUUCUGACUCAGUCAAAAAGAUGUCAGUGGACAUGCAACAGUUGUCAAACAAUCUUCACACUAUUCUUGAUGAGCUAAAUAAGUUCAAAAGAGCUCGAGAGGCCAGCAUUCAGUCUGUGGAGGUAUCGUGGAGUGAAAAACUACAAGAAAUCCGAGACCUCCGAAAGAAAUUAAAUGCUGCUCUGGAUGAAUUAGAAAAAACAACCUUGAAAGAACUGGAUGAAAUAAGAACCAGAUUGCAAGCCUCUCUCAAGAAAGAUGUUGAUGACUGCACCAGACUAAAGGAUGAACUGAAACAACUCAGUGAAGCUGUAAAUGCCCUUUGUGAUAAGAGCAAGACAGAAAUUGAGUUCGUAGCCCGCAGAAAAUGUCUGGACAAAAUACAGGAGUUUGAGGCAUAUCUGAAGGAAAACCCUGUGAAGUUGCAGAGGUCACUCAUAUUCCAAGCAAACAUUGACAUUGAGCAGUACCUGUCUCAACAGUCUAGUCUGGGGAGAAUUGUUGACCGUAUGAAGUCUCUCACAGUAAAGAUGAAUCCAGACCAGGGGAUGACUGUGAAGAGAAAAUUGGAGUAUAGUGUGAGAAUAUCAAGUGAUACGAAUCAGACUUGCCACAUUACUGGCAUUUGCUGCCUGCCUAGUGGCCAGGUCAUUGUCACAGAUAACACUAAUAACAAAGUGAAGCUAUUGGACCAGCAUUACACUGUUUCCAGUCACUGUGAUGUGUCUGGUGUUCCAGGGGAUGCUUGUCAAAUCACAGCCAGUGAGGUGGCUGUAACUGUUAAUAGAGAUGUACAGUUUAUCUCUGUGAGAAAUGGGCAGCUGAUGAAUGGGAAGAAGUUCCAGUUAUUGCAAGAAUCUUGUGGUAUUGCCUUCCAUCAAGGAUCAUUGUAUGUCACUUCUGGCACUACUCUAUAUUGCUACACUCUUACAGGAUCACUUGUGAAAACGCUUUUUGAGGAUGCAAGUGGCUCUUAUACAGUGUUAAAGUGUGCUGUGAGUCCUGCUGGGGACAGGAUCUAUGUCACCAACUACGACCAGCACAAGCUCAUCACUCUGGCUACAGAUCGCAACCUGAUAUCCACCUUUACGGAUCCUGAACUACAAGGGGCAUGGGAUGUGCAUGUAACACUUUCAGGACAAGUGCUUGUCUGCGGAUGCAUCUCCAAUACUGUCAUACAGGUGGAUCAUGAGGGCAAAAAGAAACUGGCAACUCUGGUGUCAUCCAACGAUGGAGUAAGGAACCCAAUGUCUGUCUGCUACAACACCAAGACUGACAAGAUCAUUGUGGGACUAAAUAAUUCCAAUAAAAUCAAUGUUAUGGAAUUGCAUUAGCUCUUUUAGUGGACAAAAUACAUCGAUAUAAACACGGUUAUAUGUGUUAUUUCCAUGUUUUCUUUCGAAUGGCAAAUUUAGUCAUAGAACUUUGUUAUGCACCCCAUAUCAAAUAUUAUUAACUAAUAAUUUUCUGAAAGUUGAAAUGUUGUUUAAUAAUAUUGUUGAUUAUAAUUUUGAGAUGUUGUUUA
Dreissena polymorpha is the source of this 2057-nucleotide messenger RNA. RefSeq lists its product as uncharacterized. The coding region runs from base 178 to 1866 and encodes 562 amino acids. Gene Ontology annotation, molecular function: protein binding; zinc ion binding. The transcript has 3 exons. The record is from RefSeq and is a predicted model, not a curated record. Lineage: Eukaryota; Metazoa; Mollusca; Bivalvia; Myida; Dreissenidae.